AUGCUGCUAAAGUCCUUUUACAUAUACACACUCGGUUGCGGUCUGGUGCCGGCUCCUUUGAAAAAGGGAAAGUUCCUCACAGGAUAUUCGCAGAAGUGGUACCUCCUCUACACGGCCUUUCUGCACGGAGUUCUUCUCGUCCUCCUGCCCUUCACAUUUCCCCACUACAUGUACGAUGAGAGCUACAUGAGCAGCAAUCUGGUUCUCCAAUGGGCCUUCAAUUUGACCAACAUAACCCGUAUAAUGGCCAUGUUUUCGGGUGGUCUUAUGAUGUGGUUCAAAAGAAAAAAGCUCGUACAAUUGGGAGAACACCUAAGAAGACACUGUCUUAAGUGCGAAAAACUAGAGGAUAAUUCCAGAAAGUUUCUUAAACUGCGAAAGAGAAUUCGAGGAGUACUUGGUCAGAUGUUCUUUGUCACGAAUCUCAGCCUUUUGGUGGGCACUUUAAUACUAAUGGAAAUCGAUACGGAUCAUGGUUUCAGCAAAAUAGCAAUGAUUGCGACGCACAUCAGUCAAUACACCUAUAUAGUUAUUAUGAUGGCGGGUAUUUGUGUGAUCCUUGUAAUCCUUCACUGGCAGAGUGAAAGGGUUCAUUUAGGUCUCGAGGACCUGUGCUAUUUCCUUAAUCAUGAAGAGCGCAACUCCCUAGUUUUAUCGGAAGACAAGGCUAAAAAGUCCCUGGACAACCUGCGCAAUCUUUUCCAGCUUUUUGCGGAAAAUCAGCGACUCAUUAUAAAGGUUUUUAAAAUAUUUGACAUCCCCAUCGCUUUGCUGUUGCUAAAAAUGUUUGUGACAAAUGUAAACCUGGUUUAUCAUGGCGUGCAAUUCGGUAAUGAAUCUAUAGAAACAUCGUAUCACACCAGAAUCCUGGGACAAUUGGUGGUAUUCUCGCAUUACUGGAGUGCAGUUCUGAUAAUGAAUAUUGUGGAUGAUGUGACUCGUAGCAGUGACCUCAAAAUGGGAAACUGCUUGCGGCAAUUUAGUCAUCUGGAGUUGGUCAAAAGGGACUUUCAAUUGCAGCUGGAACUCUUUUCCGAUCACUUGCGUUGCCAUUCUGCAACCUACAAGGUCUGCGGACUAUUUGUGUUCAAUAAACAAACUACUAUGGUUUAUUUUUUCUUCGUCCUGGUUCAAGUUUUGGUCCUUGUACAAUUUGAUCUUAAGAAUAAAGUCGAAAAAACGACUCCAAAGUAUUCAAACAUGUCUUAA
Molecule: messenger RNA, 1209 nt
Organism: Drosophila takahashii
Lineage: Eukaryota; Metazoa; Arthropoda; Insecta; Diptera; Drosophilidae
Gene: Gr58a
Product: Gustatory receptor 58a
Biological process (GO): sensory perception of taste
Cellular component (GO): membrane
Source: RefSeq, a predicted model, not a curated record